This is a messenger RNA of Adineta steineri, 909 nucleotides long. Lineage: Eukaryota; Metazoa; Rotifera; Eurotatoria; Adinetida; Adinetidae. The record is from the annotation of a GenBank genome assembly.
AUGGCAGACCAAGUAGACGAACACGCAAACCUUUCCAAUACCCAAAAAAUUGUUUCUUCCCUCAUUGCUGGCGCUUGUGCAGGUGCCCUAGCGAAAACAACCAUUGCACCAUUUGAUCGAGCGAAAAUUAAUUUCCAAGUUAGAGUAGAUAAAUUUAGUUAUCGUCGUUGUUUUAAAUUUCUAAAAGAAUCAUAUCGAAAUGAAGGUUUUAUGAGUUGGUAUCGUGGAAAUUCAGCCAAUUUAGUUCGUGUCAUUCCUUCAGCAGCUAUUAAUUUUACAGCACAUGAACAAUGGAAACGUAUCCUUGGCACUGAUAAACACGAAAAAACUCCUGGUCGACGAUUUAUUUCUGGUUCUUUAGCAGGUGUUACAUCAGCAACGAUUACUUAUCCACUUGAUUUAGCACGUGCGCGUAUGGCAGUGACGAAUAAAACUGUGUAUAGUAAUUUAUUCUCCGUCUUUCUAAGCAUCCUAAAAAAUGAAGGUGUUACAGCUUUAUAUCGAGGUGCACUUUUAUCGUUAGUCGGUGUAUUACCAUAUUCUGGUUGUGUUUUUUUUACUUAUGAAUCGCUCAAACAUAUUCGUAUUGAUUAUCAUUCCCAUCGUCCCAUUAAUAAAGCUGAACGAAUGUUAUUCGGUGCUACUGCUGGUCUUGUUGGUCAAACAGUUUCAUAUCCAUUUGAUGUUAUACGACGUAGAUUACAAACUGCUGCUGUUAUUCGACCAAAUGAAGCAUCUUUAGGUGCUAUUGCAACAGCAAGUAAAAUAAUUCGUGAAGAAGGAAUCACACGUGGUUUAUAUAAAGGUGUAACAAUGAAUUGGUUAAAAGGACCAAUAUCUGUAGGUGUAUCAUUCGUAACAUUUGAUACCUUGAUAAAAUAUAUUCGUCGCUCGUCUUUAUUUUCUUAA